Molecule: messenger RNA, 2555 nt
Organism: Anastrepha ludens (Mexican fruit fly)
Lineage: Eukaryota; Metazoa; Arthropoda; Insecta; Diptera; Tephritidae
Exons: 3
Coding region: 218-2257 (679 amino acids)
Source: RefSeq, a predicted model, not a curated record
GAUUUGUUAUAAAAAAAAUUUGACAAAAAUAGACAUCUGCAGAGUUUUUACGAAAUAAUAAAAAAAGUGUUUUGAAAGGAUAAUUUAAAAGUAUAUUUUUUACCAAAUUCUUAUGGUACCAAACUCGCAAUGUUAUUUGGGAAGCUGAUCUACAGCAAUAAUAAAUUAAGAGAGCAACAACAAAGAAAGCUUUGUAAGUCAAAAGCACAAAUAUAUUAUGACCACAGUAUACAAUGGACAACAACAAUUGGAGUUGAUGCGUGCCAUAGCCUUGAAGGCCCUCAUGAGCUCCGGCGGUGAUAAUUGUUUUUGCUCCGUGCAGAAACCUACUAAAUUUAUUGUUACCCUAAAGCCGGUGGCCAAGGUACCUAAUACGGAUCCUUUUAUAAGGUUGCAACAAAAACCAAGCAGCUGUACAUGCAACAAUGAAAACCCUCGAAAGAAACCUACCACAGACCAAAUUCAAAUGCGCAACAAUAAUGAAGCUAUAAAAGGCAAAACGCUACUGAACGCCUUUCGUGUAUUAACUAAUUCCAAAUUCAUCUCAAUCGAUCCGAAAUAUGAUUACGGCAACAAUGCUAUUCUCUCCCCAUCUCACGAAAAGAUUCGUCUCACUGGUGGCGGGUGGAAUACUUCACAAACUAAAAAAAAUCAUUCUAAAGCUCUCAUAGACCAAAGUAGGUCUCUGAAACAGAGAGAAGAAAAGGUGAAGCAGGAGAAAAACGCAAAAGAGGUUAGUUCUAAAGAAAGUCUAAGGUCAGCAGUGUGUCAAAAUGAGCGAAUUUAUCGUAUACUGCAGCACAGUUGUUUUGAGAAAAAUUCAUCCAAAACGCCUCUAAAAUGUCGCAUUGUUUGCCUAGGAGAAAGCAAAAGUAUAGAAAACAAAAAAGAACCAAAGAAAGAACAUAAAAAGGCUUCUAAAAAACCGUUAAAAAAUCGUGAGCAAUUAAAAAGAGAGUUGGAAAGUGACCCAGAAGAGAUGGCGCUACAGCCGCCACCACUAAUUCCCCCAGUCGCAAGACCACCACCAAUACGCCAGGAAAAAGCGGUUGGUACAAGUGAUGAAUCUGGUACAGCUGCACAGCAACAAAUCACAUUUGAUGUGUUGCAAAGGGACCCGCUAAAGUAUUUUGCCGAAACGUGCCCUGGUGUAAAGCAAACGGAAGGAGAAAAAAUAGAGAAGUCACCAUGCCCUCUAGACAUGGUUCCAUUUCCUGGCAUUCGGAAACCAGAAACUAUCGAGAAAGCUCCACCACCCGCUGCGCCGCCGGAACUAGCAGGCCAGUUGCAACCUGAACUUUCUCAUCAAAUAGCGAAGGAGGAGCGAUUGCCUUGCCACGAAAAAGAGGUUCACAAAUCGCACGAACCGGUCACACCACGAAAGCCGCCAGAUAUAUCUAACGAAAUUAUUGUACAACAGUGUCAUCGCAUUCAGAAUUUGGAGUUACAGGUAAACGAAUUGAGGCGCGAACUCGGCAGGAUGAAGACAGAAAUCAUACCACCUGACGAUAUGUUACGCUGUACUGCGCUUACAUCGAAAUUACGCGAGCUUACGGCUUUGCUCGCUGAUCUAAAGAAUCAUCAUGCAGAAGCGAUAGCUACAGUGAUUAUGCCACGAAAGCAAUUACCACAAAGUACGGAAUGUAAAGCACUAACUCAAACACCGGCAAUCCCACAAAUGAAAGUGGAGACUGUACAAACCUACUUCCCUGCUGACCACAAAGAUCAACACUCACAAACAAAUGCCAGCUUUGGUUGCCAUCCCUUCGUUGACACACAAAGUUCCCCACCCUCAAACGCAUCUGCGACUCCUAAAAACACGUCUAGCGAGCCGGCAAGUAGCCACUCUAGCUCGAUAGCUAGUUCUAGUCUACCCUGUCGACAUGGCAUAGGUGAGAUGCAACUGGCAGAGUCGCCCAGUUUUUGCCCACACUGUCAGCGAUGCGAACAUCCACCAUGCGUCUACGUCCAGCGGAAUCUACAUGACGAAAUCAUGCGGCUUUUACAUUAUCACAGAUCUUGCGAUGCAUUGUUGUCAGUGCUGCUUCAACCGAAUAAUUUAUAUCAUAUAAAUAUUUCGGUAAUCGGAACUGGUGAGCCCUUAGGUUGCAUUUAUGCCUCGGAGCAUGCCAUUAAUGAGGCCGUCGCAACAGAGGUCUUCAGUAGAUUCCUAACGUUUUUUAUAGUGGAUGCGCACAUUUCGGUACAGCAAAAGGACAAAAUUCUAGCUCAUACCUUCGAAUUCUUCAAGAACUAAUCAAGAAAUUUAUACUUGAAAACUCAUAUCAUGUAUUGAAUUUGGACUUACGGUUAGUGAGAUUUCCGUCGUGGUUAGUAGUUUGUAAAAUGUGGAGCCUCUUUGUUGGUUUUGUUUUAGUAAAGGUAAAAUGAUUCGGUAGCCUUUUAUUUAUUUUUAUUUUUUACUAUUAUAAAGCACAAACACACGUCACUUAUCGAACUGUUGUAACCACACAAUUAGCACUUAACAGUUAGCUGUGCGCUAUUGCCUAAUUUGUAAAAUCUGUGAGUAAUAAAAUUUUCCAAUACAAAUACAA